AGUAUGGCUUCCAUUUUACCUGCUUCUAAUAGAUCCAUGAGACCGGACAAGAAUGCCUAUGAGGGAAAAAGGUCUGUAUAUGUUAAGAAUCCUUACCUGGAUGCUAUGGAUGAAGACAUUCUCUAUCACUUGGAUUUAGGAACCAAAACACACAACCUCCCAGCAAUGUUUGGGGAUGUAAAGUUUGUCUGCGUCGGUGGGAGCCCCAACAGAAUGAAAGCAUUUGCACAGUUCAUGCACAAGGAACUCCAGUUGGAGGGGGAUGGAGAAGACAUUGAAGACAUCUGUGCAGGGACAGACAGAUAUUGCAUGUUCAAAACAGGCCCUGUGCUCUCCAUCAGUCAUGGGAUGGGCAUCCCCUCCAUUUCUAUCAUGCUCCAUGAACUCAUCAAGUUACUCCACCAUGCACGCUGCUGUGACGUUACCAUCAUCAGAAUCGGAACGUCAGGGGGAAUUGGGAUUGCCCCAGGAUCUGUUGUAAUAACAGAUACGGCUGUAGACUCUUUCUUCAAGCCUCGGUUUGAGCAGAUCAUCUUGGACAGUGUGGUGACCCGAAGCACUGAACUUGACAAGGAACUGGCUGCUGAUUUACUCAACUGUAGCAGAGAGAUCCCCAACUUUCCAGCCCUCAUUGGACACACAAUGUGUACCUACGAUUUCUAUGAAGGCCAGGGCCGCCUAGAUGGAGCAUUGUGUUCCUUUUCGCGAGAAAAAAAGCUAGACUACUUGAGGAGAGCACACAAAGCUGGCAUCAGGAACAUCGAGAUGGAGUCGACGGUGUUUGCAGCCAUGUGUGGACUGUGCAGUCUGAGAGCUGCCGUGGUCUGCGUGACACUUCUUGACCGACUCGAGAGUGACCAAAUCAGUUUGUCCCAUGAUGUCCUGGUGGAGUACCAGCAACGGCCACAGCUGCUAGUCUCCAAUUUCAUCAAAAAACAGCUUGGGCUUUGUAGCCAGAUGUCCCACCCAUCUCCCAGAGAUGCCGAGAAACAGAUGAAUGAAACCGUUACUACCCAGUCUUGCUGUUGCUUCCUGACCAAGGCUGUGCGAAUGUUCUCGCCGGUAGUUCUUAUGUCAGCAAAUAGUCGGGUCGGAUAUCUGCAAAACUACUUUGAGGAGUCGACUGGCCUUCCUUAUUCUGUGGUUCAGUCAAGGAGUCAGAUGAAUGGACUCUCCUGCAUCAUUCCUCAAUCUGGCCCCCUUCCCACCCCAACCCCUCUGCUCCAAGUGCGGAUGCCACUUUCUGCCUUGGGUCUGCCGGGGUCUCACUCUCAAUAG
Onychomys torridus (southern grasshopper mouse) is the source of this 1278-nucleotide messenger RNA. RefSeq names its product uridine phosphorylase 2 (gene Upp2). The record is from RefSeq and is a predicted model, not a curated record. Gene Ontology annotation, biological process: nucleotide catabolic process; uridine catabolic process. Gene Ontology annotation, cellular component: cytoplasm; cytosol. NCBI's taxonomy places the organism in Eukaryota, Metazoa, Chordata, Mammalia, Rodentia, Cricetidae. Bases 4 to 1278 code for a protein of 424 amino acids. Gene Ontology annotation, molecular function: uridine phosphorylase activity. The transcript has 8 exons.